CACCUCUCCAAGAGUAUGCUUUCUUAUCCUUUCUUUCUUCCACUCGACUGUUUGUUGCCUUCGUCUUUGUAUCUGUUUAGACUGCGGGAACCCUUGGUGGGUCUCCUCUGGUUUCCCUGGUGUUCUUUGUAUGAGUUCUUGAAUCUUGUGAAGAAGAGAGACUGUGUUUGAUCUGCGUUCUUGAGUGGCGGCCACGGCAUAGAGGAGUGGUUGAAGGGAAUCGAUCAUGAGUUACCAGACUGAAACCAGUGAAGCCAGUAGAAAUGAGGGCAAGUACAUAGCAAUGAUCAUCUGCUGGCUUCUGGGAAACGGAUCCCUUUUCGCAUGGAAUAGCAUGUUAACAAUUGAAGAUUACUAUAUUUACCUCUUCCCCAGGUACCACCCCACAAGAGUGCUUACACUUGUUUAUCAACCUUUUGCCCUUGGGACAGUUGCAAUACUAGCAUAUAAUGAAGCAAAGCUCAACACCAGAAAACGCAACCUAAUUGGAUAUACUCUGUUCUUCUUAAGUUCUCUGCUCCUAAUUGUGUUGGAUGUGGCAACAUCUGGAAAAGGUGGGAUUGGAGUCUUUAUUGGUGUAUGUUCUAUCAGUGCAGCAUUUGGAGUUGCUGAUGCUCAUGUUCAGGGGGGAAUGGUUGGUGAUCUGUUCUUGAUGUGCUCAGAAUUCAAUCAGUCCUUCUUGGCUGGCUUGGCCGCAUCUGGGGCACUAACCUCUGCUUUGAGAUUAAUAACAAAGGCUGCUUUUGAGAACAGCCAAGAUGGUCUUCGCAAGGGAGCAAUGAUGUUCUUCGCGAUCUCAGGAUUUUUCGAGCUACUCUCUGUGCUACUGUAUGCAUUCAUCUUCCCCAAGGUGCCGAUUGUGAAGUACUACCGUUUAAAAGCAGCUGCAGAAGGAUCUAUGACAGUUUCUGCUGAUCUUGCUGCUGCUGGCAUCCAAAAGCAACGUCAUCAAGGAGCUGAAGAGGACCCCAAACUCUCCGAGCGUUUGACAAACAAACAGUUGUUAUUGCAAAAUAUAGAUUAUGCAAUUGAUGUAUAUCUGAUAUAUGUUUUGACAUUGUCAAUUUUCCCUGGAUUCUUGUCUGAGGAUACUGGGUCCCACAGCUUGGGUUCAUGGUAUGCUCUUGUCUUGAUUGCUAUGUAUAACGUGUGGGACCUCAUAGGGAGAUAUCUACCUCUUUUAAAAUGGCUCAAGUUGACGUCACGGAAAGGUCUCAUGGUCGCAAUUCUUUCACGAUUCUUAUUCAUUCCAGCAUUCUACUUCACAGCAAAGUAUGGAGACCAAGGAUGGAUGAUUAUGUUGACAUCAUUUUUAGGACUCAGCAAUGGUUACCUUACUGUCUGUGUACUUACUGCAGCCCCCAAAGGAUACAAGGCGCACUGACGGGGAAGACGUGGUUCUGUAUUGGGUCGUCGUAUCUCUAAGAGAUCUAUGUCAGCAGACCCGUGCGUGGCAUAAACUUUUCUGGGACAACGCAUCAACGUGUUUCGAUCUACAGGCCAUCUUCUAUCUCUUUCUUCAUUUUAUUAUUAUAUUGUCAAGUUAAUUAUUUGCUAGUUUAUUCUUCUUAUUUACUGUUUUUGAAUAUUAUAAAUAUUUAAUUAUUGAUUUAUCAAUGAUAUUUAUGCAUCUAGACUAACAAUCCAGGAAAAUUUAUGUACUGGUAGCACGAGAUUUUAAAUUGUAACAUUUAUUAUAUAUUUUGCUACAUAAUUGUAAAUUGUUAUAUUUUAGUUGUUACACAUUUAUGCUAGCUUUACUUUAGUACUUAAUUUUCAAAGCAAAAUAUUAGAUUGCUUAACCUCCAAGAGGUUUAUUAAUACCUCCAUUUGGACUCCUCAUGGAGUAAUUUCUAGAUUUCAUUCAAAUGAAAAUUCGGAAAUUGGUUAAUUCAUAGGAGCUAGCUUAAUAUUGCACUUAGGAUGAAAUUGAACGAUAUCUAGUGAUAUUAUCUAUUGAAUAACGGUGUCUAAGAAAAGCUUGUCAAAAAGGCAUACGUGCCUAAGAAAGGCUGGUACUUAAGUGAGCCAAGUGCUCCACCACCGUUCUGGAGCUAAUCUGGUUGUUAUUCUUUAGAUUUUUCAACCAGACAUCUAAAGUUUAAAUUAGAUAUCGGUGCAAUAAUUUGAAAUAAACCUUUUCAUUUUCAUGUGUCAAAACUUUGUUAAGCUACAAAUCAAUCUCUUUCUAUCAAUGGCUUCCCACACAUCUGAAAACCUUAGUGCUAAACCUAAAAAGUUUAAUAGUCAAAACUUUAGGAGGUGGCGGAAUCAAAUGCGGUUCUGGCUCACCACCCUAGGCUUGAUUUCAGCCAUUGGUGAGAGCAUUACUAAAGUCAGUCAUGGGUCUAACCCAUUUGCUUACCUUCCUCAUUUGAUUUUCAGCAUGUGCCCUGCAUGAGAGAAGUUUGAGUUUGAAUUUCUUCCCCAUGUGGCUGAUUAGGAAGUAGUUUCAAUUAUCCCGCAAACAAGCCAUGUAUGGCACAUAAGUCUUAGGUCUAUACAAGAGUGUCAUAGGCAUUUUGUGAGAAAAUAUCUUCGAUCAUUAUAUUUGCUUUUUAAUGUACUUGAAUUUAAUCCCAAAAUCAGAACUUAAGAAUAAUGACAAAUGUGAGAUAUGUGUAGAGGCCAAAUUACCUAAGAGAUCCUUCUACUCUGUAAGUAGAGAUUCUGAUCUUCUUAAACUCAUACAUAGUGAUAUAUGUGACUCAAGAAGAACCUCAAGGGGUAGAAACAAAUAUUUUAUAACUUUCAUAGAUGACCUUUCUAGAUAUCGUUACCUUUAUCUUAUCAAAACUAAAAAUGAGGUCUUAAAUAAAUUCAAAGUCUAUAAAGCAGAAGCUGAAAACCAACUAGAUAAAAAGAUUAAAAUCUUAAGGUCUGAUAAAGGAGGUGAAUAUACCUCAUUUGAGCUUACCCAGUUCUGUGAAGAACAUGGGAUAAUUCAUGAAGUGACAGCUCCUUAUUCACCCCAAUCUAAUGGAGUAGCUGAGAGAAAGAAUAGAACCUUAAUGGAUAUAGUUAACUCUAUGUUAAUUAGUUCAGGUGCACCAGAAAAUCUUUGGGGGGAAGCACUAGUAACUGCAUCUUAUAUCUUGAAUAGAAUUCCAUUCAAACAUAAUGAUAAAACUCCACAUGAAAUUUGGAAAUAUAAAAAACCUAACUUAAAAUACCUAAAAGUGUGGGGGUGCUUAGCUAAAGUAAAAAUUU
Phoenix dactylifera (date palm) is the source of this 3210-nucleotide messenger RNA. The record is from RefSeq and is a predicted model, not a curated record. NCBI's taxonomy places the organism in Eukaryota, Viridiplantae, Streptophyta, Magnoliopsida, Arecales, Arecaceae.